Messenger RNA from Medicago truncatula (barrel medic), 6908 nucleotides. RefSeq names its product chromatin modification-related protein EAF1 B. The record is from RefSeq and is a predicted model, not a curated record. The transcript is spliced from 23 exons. Bases 385 to 6366 code for a protein of 1993 amino acids. Gene Ontology annotation, cellular component: NuA4 histone acetyltransferase complex. Lineage: Eukaryota; Viridiplantae; Streptophyta; Magnoliopsida; Fabales; Fabaceae.
ACACACACACUCUUCUCUCAAGCAGAGUUUCUCUUUCACUUUCUCUCACCUCGAAACACCAUCAAAUAACAAAAUCACCCUUCGUUUCUUCAUCUUCUAGAGAGAGAAACUCACAAUUAUAGAGAGAGAAAAUUUCCUCGAAAUUUCACAACUCACACUUCAAUCACCAUGAAAACCUUGCAUUUCUAGGGCUAAUUCGACGUCGUUUUCAUACACCAAGAGAUUUCGUAUCAUAUCCCUCUUUUUAUUUUUUCCAAAACCCUAGAAAACGGAUUUCGUGUUCUUCAAUUCAAUUGUGCCCUAAUUUCCAAAUUCACCGAAUAAUUUCUACGUUCAGAUUCUGUAUUAGAUGGGAAAUGAAGCUCUUAGAUAUUAAGGGUGGGAAUGCAUGGAUGUAACUUUGGAUCUGUUCAUGUUGUAAAUGCUGAGGUUGAUUCUAUGGGAGGUGUUGUGGACGGCGGAGUUGGUGUAGGUUUAAAAACCUCUCCGCGCCGAGCAGCAAUUGAGAAGGCUCAAGCAGAGCUCAGACAGGAGUACGACGCUCGUGAAGAAAGAAGAAAAGAGCUAGAAUUUCUUGAAAAAGGUGGGAAUCCUCUUGACUUUAAGUCAGGGAAUGCUGCUUCUGUUAGUGUGCAGUCUACCUCACUCACUGAUCAACAUCAAGAACAGUUUGUGACCAGCGAAGCAAAAGGUAGUUUUGUAUUGACUGCCUCCCCUCAUGGUGACUCUGUCGACAGCAGUGCAAGACCAGGCGCUCCUUCUAUCAAUGAGCCAAACUCUGCUGAUAACCUCUUACUAUUUGAUGGUGAGAAUGAGUUGCCUGAAGGAGAAAAACGAUCUUUACAUUCAUAUAAAAGAAAUAAAAUUGCUCCUUCAGAACAGUCUUCUCAAAUUGGUGGGGGUCAAAAUGCUAAAGAGACUGAAGAAUCUGCUAUUUUUACCCCAUAUGCACGAAGAAACAGAUCCAGACCUAAUCAUGGUCCUCGGGGGGGUUCAAGGGAUGUGAAGGGUUUUUUAUCGGAUACAAACAGACAAAAGGAUCGCAAUGUGCCAUCUCUUUCUAAGCCAAAGCCUGCCAAUUCAAAUGGAGAGAUACUUGCUAAAGAUCCAACAACAAAUGAUCCAUUGGAUAAUGAAUCUGUGGGUCUUCAAGCUCGUCAAACAAAUAGUGUUAGUGCUAGUGUUGCUGCAGACACAUUAGAUAUUACAUUGAAUAGAAACUUCAAAGAAGAUCAACGUAUUGUACCUUCUCAGGAUGAUACUGUACAGGACCCACUUGUCUUGGCAUCUGGCAAAGCUAGUGCAGAUGGGGAAAGGAACCCAGGAGCUUCAGGUGAACUUGAACUUUCAUCUAGUGUAGCUGCUGCACAACCUGGAAAUGAAUCUUGUCCUAGUCAGACAAAUGGUUUUGGCACUAUAAAAGUUGACAGGAAAAGUUCACCAGCCAAAGAUCAAAAUAGCAGUGUUGCAGCAGGCCUGAAGAGGGUUGAUCCAGAGCCCGGUUGUGCACAAACUAGUUUAGCUAGAGAUGUAAAUAAUGAUACCGACAUGUGUACUAAUACAAAAAAAGCUGAUGACAAUGGAAAUACUUCGGAACAAACUUUAUUUAACAAGAAACUAAGCUCAACUGGUUAUGAAGCUGUAAAAGAAUGGAGUGAGACUAACAUUGAUCAAGGUGGUGCUACUGUUAAAAAUGAACAUGCUUCUAGUUUUGUAAACCAUUCUGGCUGUGGUAGUAUCAUAAAAAAUGAAGAAGACUUAAGUACGAGUAGUUCUUGCAUGCCAAACAAGUUAAAGGAUUCUUCUAGUAUUAGAGGAGUGCAUGACAAUGACAGUACUGUAUUGAAGGCUAAUAAAGGGGUAAGUGUUGUCAUGGUGGAUCGUUCCAAUUCUACAAAAGAUGACAACUGUGAAAGGUUAAAACUUUCUAAGGAUGUGUCAAUUUCUGCAAAUCCUCAAAGUAAUAAGGCUGAUAAGGUUACUACUGCUGUGUCUGACUGUCAACCAUGUUCUCCGCUCCGCUUGAAGUUAGCAGACAAGGCUCGUGAAGAUUCUAUUUUGGAAGAAGCUCGUAUUAUAGAGGUCAAGCGGAAGAGGAUUUUGGAGUUAUCUGCUCACACAUUACCCUCACCAAUCCUCCGAAAGUCUCACUGGGAUUUUGUUCUAGAGGAAAUGGCAUGGUUGGCAAAUGAUUUUGCACAGGAGCGUCUUUGGAAGACAACUGCUGCUGCACAACUCUGUCAUCAGGCUUCUUUGACUUCUCGGUUAAGAUUUGAAAAGCAAAACAAGAAUCUGGAGAUGAAAAUUUUGUCUCACACCAUGGCAAAGGCUGUCAUGCAGUUUUGGCAUUCAGUUGAGCUACUACUAGACAAAAACGUCCCUGACCAUAACUGUAUUGGUGUUUCUGUUGAACACGAGAAAGUUGAUUCAAAUGAAGCUUCUAAGGACAAGCGGAAAAAUUCCGAAAAGGAAACAAGCAACAACUACUUGGAGGGACACAAUCCCAGAAAACAUUUGGCACUGAAAGUGCAUUCCUAUGCAUUGAGGUAUUUAAGGGAUAGUAGGUCGCAUGGAAUGUCCUCUCAAGCAGAAGCACCUGCAACUCCUGAUAAGGUAUCUGAUUCAGGCACUGUUGACAUGUCAUGGGAGGAACAUCUUACAGAAGAAAGUCUUUUCUAUACAGUUCCUCCCACUGCCAUGGAAACAUACAGAAAAUCCAUUGAAUCUUAUUUCUUACUGUGUGAGAAAACUGGUAGUAGCAUUCAAGAAGAAGUUGAAACAUCCAUAUAUGAUACUGCAGCAGAUUUUGGCUGUGAAGAGGUUGCAUACGAAGAUGACGGCGAUACCAGCACUUACUAUUUGCCUGGUACCUACGAGGGUAGAAGAUCUUCGAAGUCCGUACAGAAGAAGCAGAAAAACAGAAUGAAGUCUUACCCUCAUAGGUCCGGUGAAAUUGGAACUGAUUUGCCUUAUGCACACUAUUCAACUGGAGCUCAUCCGUCCAUACUACAUGGAAAUAGGCCUGCUAAUUUAAAUGUUGGUACAAUUCCAAUCAGACGUGUGCGUACUGCUUCUCGGCAAAGAGUCGUGAAUCCUUUUGCUGCGGUUUCUGGGACAGUGCAGGCUCUUGUUAAGGUAGAUGCUGCUUCAAGUGGAGAUACCAAUUCCUUUCAGGAUGACCAGAGUACUUUACAUGGUGGAUCACAGCUCCAGAAGAGCAUGGAGGUGGAGUCAGUUGGAGAUUUUGACAAGCAGUUACCUUACGAUUGUGGUGAAACAUCGGUUAAAACAAAGAAAAAGAAGCCCAAGAAUCUGAAUUCCGCAUAUGAUCAGGGAUGGCAGUUGGAUUCUGUUGUUCUAAGUGAACAGAGGGAUCAUUCCAAGAAGAGAUUGGAUAGUCAUCACUUUGAGUCCAAUGGAAACAGCGGUUUGUACGGGCAACAUAAUGUGAAGAAGCUUAAAAUGACAAAGCAAUCACUUGAAACUUUUGACAAUGUUUCUCCAAUAAAUAAUUCUAUUCCCUCUCCAGCUGCUUCACAAAUGAGUAACAUGUCAAAUCCAAGUAAUAAAUUGAUUAGAAUUAUUACUGGACGAGAUAAGGGAAGGAAAGCCAAACCACUGAAGAACUCCGCUGGAGGACAGCCUGGUUCUGGAAGUCCUUGGACACUAUUUGAAGAUCAGGCUCUUGUUGUCCUGGUUCAUGAUAUGGGUCCUAACUGGGAGCUUGUAAGUGAUGCCGUUAACAGCACUUUACACUUCAAGUGUAUCUUUCGGAAACCAAAAGAAUGCAAGGAGCGUCACAAGGUUUUAAUGGAUAAAAGUACUGGUGAUGGUGCCGAUAGUGCUGAGGAUUCAGGGUCUUCUCAGUCAUACCCUUCUACACUACCUGGAAUUCCGAAGGGUAGUGCCAGACAGUUGUUUCAACGUUUGCAAGGGCCAGUGGAGGAGGAUACACUGAAGACCCAUUUUGAUAAAAUUAUCAAGAUUGGGCAGAGGCAACGUUACCACAGGAAUCAGAAUGAUAACCAGGAUUUAAAACAACUAGCACCUGUCCAUAAUUCUCACGUGCUUGCUCUUUCCCAUGUUUGCCCAAACAACUUGAACGGAGGAGUUUUGACGCCACUUGAUCUUUGUGAAACAAAUGCAACAAGCCCAGAUGUACUAUCCCUUGGGUAUCAAGGUUCUCAUGCUGGUGGUUUACCAUUACCAAAUCAUGGUUCCGUUUCAUCAGUGCUUCCUUCAUCUGGGUUAAGCUCUUCCAAUGCACCGCCUUCUGGUACGAGUCUUGGCAAUAAUUUGUCAUCACCCUCUGGUCCAAUGGCAGCCUCCGCCAGGGAUAGUAGAUAUGGAGUUCCUAGAGGUGUACCAAUAUCAGCUGAUGAACAGCAGAGAUUGCAACAAUAUAAUCAGUUGAUAUCCAGCAGGAACAUGCAGCAGUCUAGCAUGUCCGUUCCUGGAAGUGACCGCGGUGCUCGCAUGCUGCCUGGUGCGAAUGGUAUGGGCAUGAUGGGUGGGAUUAACAGAAGCAUAGCAAUGGCAAGGCCAGGGUUUCAUGGAAUGACAUCAUCAUCUAUGCUUAGUUCUGGGGGCAUGCUUUCAUCUAGUAUGGUAGGUAUGCCUGGAGUUGGUGCUGGACAAGGAAAUUCAAUGAUGAGACCUCGUGAUACAGUACAUAUGAUGAGGCCUGGCCAUAAUCAAGGACAUCAAAGGCAAAUGAUGGUUCCGGAACUUCCAAUGCAGGUCACCCAAGGGAACAGCCAAGGCAUUCCUGCCUUUAGUGGGAUGAGUUCUGCUUUUAAUAGUCAAACAACUCCCCCAUCGGUUCAGCAAUACCCCGUACAUGCCCAACAACAGUCUCAUCUUAGCAAUCCCCAUCCUCAUCUUCAAGGUCCGAAUCACCCUAACAAUCAACAACAAGCCUAUAUCCGAUUGGCAAAGGAAAGGCAACUGCAGCAGCAGCAGCAGCAGCGUUAUCUUCAGCAGCAGCAGCUUUCUGCGACAAAUGCUUUGAUUCCACAUGUUCAGGCACAAGCCCAACCUCCCAUAUCAUCACCUCAGCAAAAUAGUUCCCAGGCGCAACCACAAAAUUCAUCUCAGCAAGUAUCUGUUUCCCCUGCAACACCAUCAUCUCCUUUGACUCCGAUGUCAUCUCAGCAUCAACAGCAAAAACAUCAUCUGCCACAACCCGGGUUCAGUAGAAAUCCUGGUUCUAGUGUGACUAGUCAAGCAGUGAAGCAACGGCAGCGACAGGCACAACAGAGGCAGUAUCAACAGUCUGCUAGGCAGCAUCCUAAUCAGCCACAGCAUGCACAGGCUCAACAGCAGGCUAAAAUUUUGAAGGGGAUAGGAAGAGGGAACACAUUGAUCCAUCAGAACAAUUCUGUGGAUCCUUCUCAUAUAAAUGGUUUGUCUGUAGCUCCAGGAACCCAGCCUGUUGAGAAAGGGGAUCAAAUCACGCAAAUGACGCAAGGUCAAACCUUAUAUCCUGGAUCUGGUAUAGAUCCAAAUCAACCACCGAAGCCAUUAGGUCCUGCUCAUCCUUCUAAUUCUAAUCAUAGCCAAUUGCAGCAGAAGUUACAUUCUGGAUCAACCAGCACUUCAUCGAAGCAACAUCAGGCAUUGGUUUCUCCUUCUGACAGUAACAUUCAGGUUCAGGUUUCACCGGUUACUUCAGGUCAUAUAACUACACCAACACAGCCUGCUGUUGGUGCUCCCAACCAUCAUCAACUGCAGAUGCCAUCUCAGACACAGUCUAAGCAAAUUAAUCAAACACAACCAAAUGUUCAGAAAACAUUGCAACAUAAUUGCCAGGUGCCUUCUGAGUCGUUAAACAUGUCUCAAUCAGAUUCACUCAAAAUUGAUCAACAGCCUGGAAAUAGUGCUUCUCAAGUCAGUACAAGCACUUCAAUGUCUCAGGGUUCCAUGGAUUCAGCUAGUGUAUUAGCAGUUGCUCCUACCGUGUCUUCUCAGCGGAAAACUUCAGAACCACCAUUUGAUUCCCCCAUUCCCAAUCCAGUUACCCAAGUGAGCUCUUUGGAGAGCACAGCUGUUGAAAAUUCAGCUGCAACUGAGUCACUGACUGUUAACCAAGGGCUGGGCCCACGACAGUUAUCAGCCAACUUGGCGUCUCAUUCACAUAAUUCUGGGGCACAGCGGCAACACCAGCCUUUGCCCCUUAAACAACAGUCUACGUUGAAACCAAACCUGUCUCAACAGUCAUGCCAAGAACCAGAACAUCAGCAACAGGAGCAGGAGCAACAUUUUCCCGAAGAUGUGGCUUUGCAACAUCAACCUCAACAUGUACAAAAUCUACAACCAGGGCAGAGCAGUUUGCUUAUCCGUCCACCUAACUCUACAGUGGAAUGAUGACUUCUGAUGGAUGGAGCAGCUGUGAAUAAGCCCGCUUUUGUUAGGACUAGAAUCAGUAGGCCCUUUUGUCAGCACUGUACAGAUGAAGCUGGUCAUUCAUGUGGGCUUUGGGAUAUGGAGACGGAUAUCCAUUGUUUACUGCAGAUCUUGUUAAAUGAUUAACAAAUUUAUAUUGGUAGGCAUCAUUGCACAUGCUUAUUCUUAUUUCAAAGUCUUGUAUAUUACCACUGUUCUUAGAGGGUUUUCUCUCAUUUUCUUUUUUGGAAAGAGACGAAGAUAGAGGUAUGUGUACAGGGCCGUCUCUUCUUUCCUUGUACUUCCCCCCUCUUUUUUUUUAUUUUUUUUUAUUUUUCUUGUUCUUCCUGCCCUUGUGCAGAGGAACACUUUUUUGUUCUGUUAGAUUAGAUUAUGUAUUAUUAUACCUUGUUAGAUGAUUGGGAUAGCAAUCAUUUUUAUGAGCAAAAGCCAAUUCAAAGUUUUGUGAAUACAAUAUUUCUGAUAUAUGCACCAAUCGGUAGUUAGUGUGUUUACUUUCUCAA